Messenger RNA from Diprion similis, 1272 nucleotides. It is a transcript of the gene wuho, whose product is annotated as tRNA (guanine-N(7)-)-methyltransferase non-catalytic subunit wdr4. The record is from RefSeq and is a predicted model, not a curated record. Gene Ontology annotation, cellular component: nucleus; tRNA methyltransferase complex; cytosol. Bases 90 to 1256 code for a protein of 388 amino acids. The transcript has a single exon. NCBI's taxonomy places the organism in Eukaryota, Metazoa, Arthropoda, Insecta, Hymenoptera, Diprionidae. Gene Ontology annotation, molecular function: protein binding; tRNA (guanine(46)-N7)-methyltransferase activity. Gene Ontology annotation, biological process: RNA (guanine-N7)-methylation.
AAACUUCAAAAGGCGCUAUCAAGCCGGGUGUUUUUACCAACCUCUAUUAUAACCUCACUUAUUAUGUGCGAAAUCGGGAACGUUUGACGAUGAGUUUUUCCGUGUAUGAUAGAGAAGUGACGCUUUGCAGCGGCGACAACGUAAUUAUAUGCAAUAUCGACGAUGAUACUGUACACGAGCUGAUUUUGCCGGACUUGAAGUCUGCGAAGGAUACAACCCUUCACAACAAAUUGGACAUUGAUUUAUACCACACGAUCACUAACGUGUCCUACUCGAACGACGGUGAAUAUUUUCUGAUAUGUACCAAUAGAAAACAGCUCUGUUUGUACAGGCGAAAAAAUCGCGAACUAUUUGCGAACAGAACUCUGGCCAGAGCAGCGAGCAGAGUCAGGUUUACACCCAACAACGAUGUCGUUGUGGCCGAUAAGUCUGGAGAUGCUUACUUGUACUCCAGCAGCAGGCCUGAAGAGGAGGGAACCGCCCUGCUUGGACACCUCUCGAUGCUGCUUGACGUUAUGGUGACAACGGAUCAGAAGUACAUCGUCACUGCUGAUCGAGAUGAAAAGAUUCGAGUCUCUAUGUACCCAAAUUGUUACAAUAUAUUGUCGUACUGCUUAGGGCAUGAAAAAUUUGUGACAAACAUUCAGGAACUGCCUCACGAUAAAAAUAUCUUGGUAUCUAGCGGAGGUGACGGAUGUUUGAAGUUUUGGGAUUACAAAUCUGGGAGAGAGUUGCUGUCCAUUGAUGUAAACGAGAAUGUUAAACAGGAGGAUAUUGAGGGGUUUAACAAAUGCCUUGAGGACUGCGAGCUGGAUGAAUCCGUCACCAUAUUGCCACUCAAACACCUUGUGGUCUCAAAAAUUGAUGACUCAACCUCUCUGGUUAUGACGACUCUGUUCUCUUGCAAGAGAUUAUUUUUAUACAAUGUUUCUGGAAGUGUGGAAACGGGAGUCACACUCUGUCAGCGUCAGGCGGUGGAGCUUCAAGAUGAUCCGCUGGAAUGUCUUGUUCGAGAUAACAACGCAUUUUGGACUCUGAGCGACGGUGGAUUAAGCAUUUACAAAUUUGAUGAUAAACAAUUUGAGAAGGACGAUGCAAGUUGUAGAUUGGAAAGAAUUAACGAAUCUUGGAAAACAUUGAGAAAUCAUUUGAAAAAACACACUCUUUUUCCCAUUUUGUAUAAGCGGAAGUUUGACAAUGUUCAAGAUUAUCAGGAAAGGAAGAAAUCCCGCCUUCUGUCAAAGGUCUCGGAAUAAUAUUUCGGCAGGUAAA